GCCUUUGGGGUCCUGAAUUAAAUACGCGGAAGAGCCGACAGGCGGAAGCGGGUCUGUCAGGGAAGAUACUUUCGCAGAAUUGGACACAAAGAAGCCUUGUAAUCUAAAAUAAAAUUGAUAUUUAGUUUCAAACGUAUUCCCGGGUCCCAACCAGCGUCUGCUGCAAUGAUUCUGCUAGAAAUUAACAACCGGAUUAUAGAAGAAACGCUGACGUUGAAAUUUGACGGCGCAUCCAAUGGGACCAAACCAGAGGCAGUGGAGGUGACAUUUGCAGAUUUCGAUGGUGUCCUCUAUCACAUAUCUAACCCUGAUGGGGACAAGACAAAGCUGAUGGUCAGCAUCUCUCUAAAGUUCUACAAGGAGCUACAGGAGCACGGAGCUGACGAGCUGCUAAAGAGGGUCUAUGGGAACUUCCUGGUUUCACCUGAGGCGGGCUACAACGUGUCCCUGCUCUUUGACCUGGAUGCGGUCCCUGCCAACAAAGAAGAGGUGAUCCACCAGGCGGGCAUGCUGAAGAGGAACUGCUUCGCGUCCGUGUUUGAGAAGUACUUCAAAUUCCAGGAGGAGGGCAAGGAGGGAGAGAAGAGGGCGGUGGUCCACUACAGAGAUGAUGAGUCCAUGUAUCUGGAGGCGAAGAAGGACAGGGUGACCGUGGUGUUCAGCACAGUGUUCAAAGACGAUGACGACGUCAUCAUUGGGAAAGUGUUCAUGCAGGAGUUUAAGGAAGGGCGACGGGCCAGUCACACAGCCCCCCAAGUUCUGUUCAGCCACCGGGAGCCCCCCCUGGAGCUGAAGGACACUGACGCCGCCGUGGGAGACAACAUCGGAUACAUCACCUUCGUCCUGUUCCCACGACACACCAACGCCAACGCCAGAGACAACACCAUCAACCUCAUCCACACCUUCAGGGAUUACCUGCACUACCACAUCAAGUGCUCCAAGGCCUACAUCCACACACGCAUGAGGGCUAAGACUUCUGACUUCCUCAAGGUGUUGAACAGGGCCCGGCCAGACGCUGAGAAGAAGGAGAUGAAGACCAUGUCGGGCAAGACGUUCUCACGCUGAGGCUGGUUCAUGCGAGCACUCAAACCCCUGGACAAGCCCAACCGCGCCACACCAAGACUCAAUACCACAUUGGACAGGACCACAGGCCCCUCCUCUAAAGCCCUGCCAAGCCCAGCUCAUGUCCAGCCUGUCUUUUUUUUUUUUUUUAAUAAAGUUGGCUCCUCUUUGAAUAAAGUUGGCUCUUUUUAGAGAAAUCGAGGCUUAAAAAUAAUAAAAAAAGGGCAUUCCUUGCUUUGCGUAGUUAAAAGAGAAUUACUAGUCCUAUAUAAAUAUAUAUAUGAAAAAAAUGAAUUUUUUUGAUACGAUAUCUUUUACUCCAUUUGGUACUCUUGCCUUGCUGACUCUUUCCCUCCCUCUGGUGGUAUCCAUGCAUUUGAUGACUUCAGAACCCCUCUCCCUUUGUCUUUCCUCUCCUGUCUAUGCAUCCAUUUUGUCUGUACCAUUGUCAUUGAAAAAUAAACCAGUCUUAUAAAAAGUUC
Molecule: messenger RNA, 1544 nt
Organism: Esox lucius (northern pike)
Lineage: Eukaryota; Metazoa; Chordata; Actinopteri; Esociformes; Esocidae
Gene: arpc2
Product: actin related protein 2/3 complex, subunit 2
Exons: 10
Coding region: 166-1065 (299 amino acids)
Biological process (GO): Arp2/3 complex-mediated actin nucleation; actin filament polymerization
Cellular component (GO): actin cytoskeleton; Arp2/3 protein complex
Molecular function (GO): actin filament binding; structural constituent of cytoskeleton
Source: RefSeq, a predicted model, not a curated record